Messenger RNA from Aspergillus clavatus NRRL 1, 588 nucleotides. RefSeq names its product RING finger domain protein. The record is from RefSeq and is a predicted model, not a curated record. NCBI's taxonomy places the organism in Eukaryota, Fungi, Ascomycota, Eurotiomycetes, Eurotiales, Aspergillaceae. Gene Ontology annotation, molecular function: metal ion binding. The coding region runs from base 1 to 588 and encodes 195 amino acids. The transcript has a single exon.
AUGUCUGUCUGUCUCGUUCCGAUGAUGACUACUGUGCCGCCGGCCGGUAUCCCUCCGGCUGCUGCACCAACGCGACGGCCGCGCGAUGGGUUACUCGUGCUGGAUGUUCGGUCGCAGUGGCUGGCCUGGAAAACCGCCGAGGUGCUCUUCACGCGGCUCCUCAACAAGCAGCUGCGCCGCCGCUGGGUUCUCGAAUGCAAGCAUACGCGCUCCCUCCCCCGCGCUCAGCGGUUCCGCCCCAUCGCAAUACUCCAGCCGAUCCCCGAGCUGGCAGGGUGGGUGACCGCCGUCCCGCACGCCGAUCUAGAGGCACUCAAGGAGCGCGUGAAAUGGCUGCGGGCCCGUGCCGAAAAAGGCAAGGAGCUUGUCAGUGAGAUGGAGCGCAGAAUCCAGUUAGGGAUCCGGCCGGAUCCGACCAACUUCUGCCACUCGUGUGUGUCAAUUGAUGCGCGCGAUGUAUUUCUGACCGAGUGCGGGCACCGGGUUUGCUUGACAUGCGUGCGCUACAGUACGGAUGAUCGGGGGUUAUACGACUGUGGGAUCUGUUUCGCGCCGACGAAAUUUAUACCGAAGAGGGAGACAUUUUAG